Messenger RNA from Oppiella nova, 564 nucleotides. NCBI's taxonomy places the organism in Eukaryota, Metazoa, Arthropoda, Arachnida, Sarcoptiformes, Oppiidae. The record is from the annotation of a GenBank genome assembly.
AUGGCGAACCUCUUCCAGGGCUCCAUUCGCCUCCAGAACACGCCCUGCAAUACAGACAUCGGCGACGCCGGCACCUGUCUCGCCGAAACCGACUGUCGCUCGCGCGGGGGAACCGGUUCCGGGCAGUGCGGCCGCAGUGGCCUCACGUGCUGUACCUUCAAGUUCACGUGUUCGGGAAAGACCUCUUCCAACGAGACCCUCUUCGUAAACCCGUCCUAUCCGUUGGGCGAGAACGGCACCAACACGUGUCAGGUGACCAUCCAGAACGCGCCCGACGUCUGCCAACUCAGACUAGACCUCGAGGAGUUCAGUCUCUCGCCGCCCGACGAAUACGGCAGAUGUACUAAAGACUCGUUUAUGGUGCGCACGACUGUCGGCGAACGACUGCCAAUGCUUUGCGGCGAAAACAAAGGCCAACACCUGUACGUGGAUAUGGGCCGCGGAUCCGGAAAUCCGGUCGUUCUGUCCGUCAUCACGAAUGACAUCGACUUCUCGCGCAAGUGGAAGAUCAAGAUCUCUCUGAUCCCGUGCAACAACUACGUGAUGGCGCCGUCCGGUUGUCUC